This is a messenger RNA of Rodentolepis nana, 444 nucleotides long. NCBI's taxonomy places the organism in Eukaryota, Metazoa, Platyhelminthes, Cestoda, Cyclophyllidea, Hymenolepididae. The record is from the annotation of a GenBank genome assembly.
AUGGUAAAAUUUUUGAGGCGUCGAAAGUGUCUCCUAACCGUGCAAGGAUCUCACAGAAGGAAGAUAUCGACUGGAAGUGAGCAAAGCGAGGGGCGCACAGAGAUGAAAAGAGUUAUCGCUUAUCUUCUAAUAUCCUUCAUAUCCUUCGCAUUUACUAUCCCAUUUGUAGUUGUAAUUUGCAUUCGAACUGGACAUUCUUCUGACACACCGCGUUGUAAGUCAACUGUUGUUGCAGAAUUGAGUCGACUCUUUAACUCGACCAAAGAUAUACAAUACGCAAUCCAUGGCUAUACUUAUUUAUUCUUCUUCAAAUUUUUCCGCAAUCGAUUGAGGAGUGUGGGUCGGAGGAUGCGAAAAAAGUGCGCCUGUUGUGGUCCACUACUUCGACAUAUGAGAAGCAUUAAAGGUGAACCCAGUCAAGUAACCGACUUCACAAAUAAUUGA